AAAUGGAUCUAGCGGCAUGGUCCUUGCUGGAUGGCUCCCAAAGCCAAGAAGUCUGCAGGCGCCGCUGGGUCCGCUGCCAAAGCUGUGGCGGCCCGACGAGGUGCCAAAAGCAAGGCCAAGGUAAAAAGUGCUGCGGCGCCCGCGGCACCAACCCCACAGGAGCUUGCAGCUGUGCAACUGCAACGUUUUUCUCGCGGCUUUCUAGCGCGAAGACGUGUGAAAGAGAAGAGACAGCAGCAACGGCAGCUGGCCGAGGCACUGCGGGCCUCCGAAUUAGCUGCCCUGAAGGCCGAACGGCGGCGUGCGGAACAGGAGAGCGCUAAGCAAGAGCAGAAACGGAAACUGGCGCAGGAGCGGCUUGCUGACACACGUGCCAUGCUGGAAGCCGCUUUCGAGGGGAAGGAGGAGAUGGUCCUGAAGUUUCUCGAGAAAGGUUUGCCGGUGGACGCAGCCGCACAGGGGAUUACCCCUUUGUCUGAAGCAGCCGCUGCGGGGAAGACGGAGCUGCUCCAGCUGCUCUUGGACCGCAAGGCCAAUCCCAAUAGCAGAGGCGAGUUCAAUCGCACGCCUUUGUGGCGAGCAGCAUACAGCAACAGAUCUUCCAUUCUGCCGCUUCUACUUGAAGCCGGUGCAGACCCACGCUUGAGGGACGAGCAUGGACAGGGUCCAGGAGACGUGUGCAACGAGGACUUGGCGGAGCUCUUAAAGUCCUGGGACCUGGAACGCACCGAUGAGCUCUUGGAGGACUAUGACUCCUAUCUUUCCGAGCUCCGCACCCAAGAGCUCCGACGACAGAGCGAAGAGAUGCAUGACGUGGAAGAGGCUUAUGAGGUCUGUUUGAAAAAGCACCAGGCGGCGCAGAUGAUCUUCGCCAAAGCCAAGAUGCAGAUGCGCCUGCGCGAGAAGGAGUGGGGCCAGAAGCUGGCUGCUGGUCACCAGGAUGCGCUGGAGGCCUGCGCCUCGGCCGACCAGGCGCUGCAGCAGGCGGAAGAAACGGCGGAGGAGGCACGGAGAAGCUUCGACCAGGCCGCCCUGGCUCGCCUCGCGGCAGCAGAGCAGUGUGGGGUUACCUUGGCCGUGGCUGGGCGCGACGUGCCGGUGCGCGAGUUAAACAACGUGUUAUUGCGCGACCUGGGCGAGCGCAUUGCUUUGAGCAGUCGAUGGCCUUUAGUCAUUGAUCCUGAAAACAUCGCACAGAAACUCAUCCAGUAUUCAGGCUGUUCUUUGCUGAAUUUCUUCUACCCCAGCGACAUGGAAGCUGAACGUUUGCGUUUGUCCUUGCUGAGCAUGCUUCGUGCAGGUGGCGUCUUGGCCCUGGAUCUCCUGUCUUUUGGCGCUGGGGUGGCCAUGGAACUUCUGGCAGCGCCUUUUGAGGAAUUGCGCCCCAAACUCUUCGCAGACUUGUGUAGCAGACAGCUUCUGAAGGCCCCAAGCUCUGGCCGUGGUAUGCCAGCCUUCUAUGAGCUGACCACCAAGGAGGAACGCCAAGACCGUUUCAAGGCGCAGGUCUUUGAGGAGAAACGCCUUGCCACCUUCAAAUUUAUGAUCCUGACAACCACUGAACUGCCACACCCGGAACUCAUGGAGCAUUUUGAUCUAAUUCGGGUCGUGCCCAAUGUGUGAUGUGAGUUCCUUUUCCUGCAAGAUGCGGGG
Molecule: messenger RNA, 1653 nt
Organism: Cladocopium goreaui
Lineage: Eukaryota; Dinophyceae; Suessiales; Symbiodiniaceae
Source: the annotation of a GenBank genome assembly